AUGGCGGCUCAACAUGGCGAAGAUCAAUUCCCUGUCGUCGACUCACACAUCCACCUAUACGCUGCAGCCCAUAUCCCCUCAUUGAGUUGGACAGCAGACCUGGCCCAAGACCAUCCUCUGAACAGGCAAUACUCAACCAACGAAUACCAGGCGGUGACCCAAACCUGUUCCAAUCUUCUGGGCUUUGUCUUUGUCGAAACGGACAGGAAAUCAGGCCUCCAGGAGACAGCAUGGCACGAUGUGUUCGAUGAGGUCGACUUCUUGAUGAGAAUAGCCAGAGGAACUCCACGAGACGGCGAAGGACACCGUCCAGAGGACAGUAGGUUGGUGCUCGGUGUCGUACCGUGGGCACCCGUCCCUGCUGGGGAAACCACCUUGAUACGAUACGUACACCAAGUUCAGCAACAUUGCGGGGACAGAUGGGAUCUCAUCAAGGGAUUUCGAUAUCUGGUCCAAGACAAGCCAGCUGGGGUGAUGCUACAGCCGCAGUUCAUCGAAGGCCUGCAAUGGCUAGGAAGUAACGGAUUCACUUUCGACUUGGGAGUGGAUUGUCGAUCGGGGGGGCUUCAUCAACUACAGGAGGCAUGUGACAUGUUGGAUCGGGUGUACAAUGGCGAUAGCCAUGUCAAAAUCAUCAUUAACCAUUUCUGCAAACCGAAUCUACGUCUGACGGCGUCUGAAGCGGCUAGCGGGCACCAAGACUUCACGAGGUGGAAGGAAUGCAUUGAGAAGAUGGCCUCCCACCCAUCCACGUAUAUGAAGCUGUCUGGCUUGUUCUCCGAGCUCCCCAAACAAGACGAAGCCAACCCGACCGCCAUUUCGACUCUAGUCGAACAGACACGACCAUGGGUCAAUGCUGUCUUCAAAGCAUUCAGCCCGUCCAGAAUCAUGUUCGGCUCCGACUGGCCGGUAUGCAAUGUCGGCGGACCGGACAUCGAAGCCUCUUGGGCACAUUGGUAUAACGUUGUCAGUGCGAUCCUCGACGAUGAAGGCCUUGCAGCGGACCAAAAGUUGGAAGUCUGGUCAGGCACCGCCAUCCAGGCAUAUAACGUUCAGAUCACCUAA
Molecule: messenger RNA, 1065 nt
Organism: Capronia coronata CBS 617.96
Lineage: Eukaryota; Fungi; Ascomycota; Eurotiomycetes; Chaetothyriales; Herpotrichiellaceae
Exons: 1
Coding region: 1-1065 (354 amino acids)
Molecular function (GO): hydrolase activity
Source: RefSeq, a predicted model, not a curated record